Messenger RNA from Pocillopora verrucosa, 1364 nucleotides. RefSeq lists its product as uncharacterized. Lineage: Eukaryota; Metazoa; Cnidaria; Anthozoa; Scleractinia; Pocilloporidae. The record is from RefSeq and is a predicted model, not a curated record.
CGUCAUCAGGCGUAUAAAUUGUAGUCCGCCUCGCGAACUUCUCUAUUGUUUCUUUGAGUUUGCCAAGGAAUCCAGCAAAAUGGCGUCCAACAAACGAGACCUUAAAAUUAUUUCGAUCGCUCAGCUUGUAAUGGCAGGUAUCCUCUUCGUUCUCGGAAUGGUUGACCAUUUUGAAGUUCGCUACAUGUAUGCCAGUCUCAUAUUGAUGCCAAUUUGGAUUGCUCUUCUUGUCAUACCCAUCGGCAUCAUGGGAUUGGUUUUAACAGUGAACGGGUCCAGACCGUCCUCUGCUUUGAUAAUCGGCCUGAGGUCUGUGAGCAUUGCAUGCGCCGCUCUAUCAGUACUAACCAUAUAUACCUAUGCGAUGGCACUGAACGACAUAUUGUUCUUCAAAUACUUGGAAGCACAAACUGGUAAUCACCAGAAUUUUAAAUGGUUUGCUGAUAAAGACGCAGAAAUCGAGUUCCAGAAAGAGGAAAAAACCAUGAUAGCUGUACAUGUCUUCAUUAUCAUAUGUUCCAUCCUCGAAAUUAUACUUGUCAUGGCAAGUGUCCAAACCGGCAAGGCCAUGGCUAAGGAGCCACAGGAUAUCCAGGCAAGCGUUGCUUAUCGUCAAGUGGCAGUGGAUGAUGUCCCUCUGUUAUUCUCGAGUUCAGAUCAAGAGGCAGCUUAGAUGGUAUCAGUUCCAUACACUGCUGUACAGAGGGCGACCAGAUGCAAUCCAUUGCUUUUUUAACGCCAUGAUAGUAAAUUAAUUGUUAAAACCACAAACCCGAGAAUGUUAUUAGAAGUAGUUUUAGUAGUAUAAUAUAAGUAGUAUUUGAAUUUUUAUAUUUUAAUAUUAGUUAGUUUUUAAUCUAAACUUAUAUUAAAUUUAUACAUCUUCAAAAGGCUUUAUUUUUUUUUCCAUUUUUGCUAUUUUUUCAUUUUGCGUGGUGUACCUGUAAACUAUUUUUUUAGCUAAGCAUACCGACCACGUUAAAUACAUCGAUUGAUUGAUUGAUUAAUCAAAGUAAUUUAUGUCUUUUCGUGGCCGAAAUGUUUGCUAGAUAUCUUAAGAUCAAAAUGUACCCGGAAGCUUGAAGAAAGCGUAAAAUAUAAUUAACGAGUAACCUCCACGAAUGUAGAAAUUUUGUCAUCAACUUACGGCUUUAACGCCCCACCCUCCUUCCCAAUCCGCCUCCGUCGUUUCGGAUCUUUCUUUUUCUCUCUCUGUUACUACUCGUGUAGAAUCUUGGGAAUAUAAUACCCUUUACACCCCCAUCAUCAGUAUACAUAUUCUUGAUACUGUUCUAUUUACAUUUCCUAUGGUACGAACAAAAGGUAUUUGUUUUACAAUAAAGAGCCUCUUUCGUUUGGGAUCA